CAACACAGAACACAGGAGCAGUGGAAGACAUCGUGCCUAAUAAAGCAAGAGGUCUCCCAGACAAAGACACUCUUUGUACUGGCCCUUCAUAGACUAUGCUCUUACUGUGCAGCGCUAUGCCUUACUCUCCGAAGGGUAGGGAGGUGAGGGUGGUGGUGAGGGUCGCGCUCUCUGUCUCUGUCUCUAUCUCUCUCUCUCUCUCAUAAUUCCAGCUAGUAGAAACCAACUCCAUGAGUGGAUCUGCUGACAACGCCUUCACAAGGGAGGAUAGCGAGAUCCUAAGUAACACUCCGUGACAAGCGUCAGAGGAUUUCGGUCGGGAUUGACAAUCCAUUUGGCUUCAUGUCCAUCUAGUCUGUGGUGUGGCUAUAGGAAGAUGCGACUGUGUAUUGCUAGGAAGUCAUGCGGUUGUAACGUGAAACUCGAAACCUGAAGUCCGUUUCCUUUCUGUUACAUGACAGCAGGUAAAGAAGAGAUCAUGGCUUUGUGCGUAAUGCUACUAGUAUGUUUGGGAGCACUAGCAAUUCCAACUGCUGAGUCACAGGAUACUGUAGACGUCUCCAACAAAACACUAAAAACCAUUCCAAACGAUCUACCUGCAAACAUCACAAAACUAAUACUGAGCAACAACUCCAUAAAACUUUCGAGCCUAGAUAUGGAUACUCUGGCCACCUAUGAGAGCCUGACAGAACUCGCUCUUGACGGCAACCUCAUCGCCACUCUGCCUGACAACCUGCUCUCCACCCUCUCACCCAAACUGAGGAUCCUGAACCUCUCUCACAACAGCAUCAGCAUGCUGCAGCCCAAGGCCUUGAAUGGGUCAGCUGCACUGACUGAGUUGGAUCUCUCCUACAACCACAUAGCAUCUCUACCACCUGAGCUGUUCACUGGGUUGCCCGGCCUGAAGACGAUCCACCUAAAGAGCAACCUUCUCCAGACCAUGGAGCUGGAAGCAAGCGUGGCAGGGGAACAUUUAAAACAGCUGACUCUGGAGGACAACCCUUGGGACUGUUCCUGCAAGUUUGUCAGUAUCAUGAAAUGGUUUACCGGUUCUGGUUUACUGAACGAUACAAAAGCCAAAUGUUCAACUCCACAAGAGCUGCUUGGCAAAAGCAUACUCAAUGACGAUGCCUGUUCCGAGUCAACCCAGGCACCAACUACCACAGCCUUUGCUAGACAGAGCACUACCACCACCACCACAACCACCACCACCACGACAACAAGCACAACGAGCAGCAUACCACCGAAACCCAGCAAUGACAGCCAGUCAAACAAAGAUUCAGUGGGUCAAGAAGAUGGUGGCAGCGGUGGCGAGGGGACCACUGGUAGCGGGGGCAUGCCGUCGGUGGGGAACACCUGGAAGCUUCUGGUGGGGGUGGUGGUGAUCGCCCUCAGCACGUCUAUGGUCAUUGUGUGUGCUGUCAAGUCCCCCUCUUGGUACAAGCUGCUCUUCAACUACCGCCACCAGCGUCUACGAGAGGAAGGGGGCCCCGGCAACAUCUGGGCAACUGGCCGCUACUCUAACUUCAGCCUGGAGACCGAGCAGACGGACACUAGUGUGGACUGCGUCUGUGACAUGCAGGAGAUGGAGGAGGAGGAUGACGAUGAGGAUGAGGACGGCUUCAUAGAGGACCGAUACAUAGAGCCAGGGGACUACAAGGGGGACUACAAGGAGCAGACGAGCCCUGAGGAAGAGUGGAUGGAGUGAUGGAGUAGAGGGCUAUUCAUUCGGACCAAAAACAGACUCAUAUGGCAGAGGACAAGGCCUCGUGUGAAAUGUUAGAAGAGAGCCAUCAUGAGACAGUGUUUAAAGAUGGGCUCUUCAAGGACGUGUUUGCGUUUACAACACAAAUCAGUGUUGUAACUAGCGCCAUCAAUGCAGUUUCACCGAUUUCUUACUGCAUUUCCCUAAUGCAAAAGAAGAAAAAAAAACAAUCCUAUAUGAAAUGUUGAAAAAUGCCAACUCAACGGCGGUAUCUCAACCAUGGCAUGGACUGUAACUAUUGUUUAUUGCUUAUGGAAAACACUGGAGCAAAAGAGCGCUUUUGAGUUGCACAUGAUCAUGAAGGAUGCUGAGGGGAACCACAUUGUUGUUUUCAGAAAAGCAACCAGGACUUCAUUGUUUUAAUGUCAUAUUUAAGCAUUGUUGAAAGUGCAUUCAUUAUUUAAAGCCUAUAAGUUAGGGCAGGAGCAGCUCACAGAAUACAGUGCAAGAUUUGAACUGCUUUAAAGCAAAUGCCUAUUAUUGGUUGAUUGAAUUUUUCUAGAAUUUGGAUGAGUAAAACUCAACUUGCAAUAAGUAAAACUACUAUCAAAAGGACAUUUUCAUAAUAGCCUGAUUGAAACCUGCCUUUGUGCUAGUCUUUGUGCUAGUCUGCUAGAUAAUCAUCUGCCUAUGGUGUUUGUCAGGGUUUCCUUUAAUUAGCAUGGUUUACUCUGGUGAUAUUGCUACCAUGUCAAAGCGUCAAACACAGUCGAGCACACACAAACGCCUUUGCAAGAUCCUUGUGUGACUACUGAAUUCACAUGCACACCCAGGUAUCCUAAUAAGCAGAUAGAGCAGCAUGGCUAAGCCAAUAGUACUAUUCUUUCAAACUCGCCUUCCAGUGCAAACUAAAACACUAAUACAACAGCCACCAUUGAUGCAUUGUCAGAAUGUACAUGAGAUACUGUAUGUUUUCUCAGGGUAUUGCUAGGGGGUAUUUUCUGGUAUUCUGGUUUGUGCCAAUUGAGAUCAAUGCUUCUAAAAAGGGCUUCUAGAAGUAAUUUAAGUGAUGAGAACAAUUGCAUACCAAAGGUAUGCAAAACACAGUUUGAUCAGGCCUCACUCAAAAUGAAAUAAUAAACCUCUCUAUGUCAAACACUUUGA
Molecule: messenger RNA, 2869 nt
Organism: Engraulis encrasicolus (European anchovy)
Lineage: Eukaryota; Metazoa; Chordata; Actinopteri; Clupeiformes; Engraulidae
Product: leucine-rich repeat-containing protein 19-like
Exons: 4
Coding region: 455-1708 (417 amino acids)
Biological process (GO): positive regulation of non-canonical NF-kappaB signal transduction; interleukin-8 production
Cellular component (GO): plasma membrane
Molecular function (GO): protein binding; signaling receptor activity
Source: RefSeq, a predicted model, not a curated record